AUGUGGUUCCUUAAGCGUUUUACGGACAUGUCUUCACAAAGCUCCAGUAUCAAAUACCAAUCCCUCACUGGCUCCCAAUCAGAUGAAGCCGAAAUCAAGCCCUUAUUCCUCGCCCGUAGUUGGGUAAAUUGGGCGGCAUUUCCCUUGUUGGCCAUUGUCGCCCUGGUGAUGAUUUUCUUGGCUGGCAGGCAGUCUGCACUUAAAUCCUACCUGAAUGAAAGCCACGGUCUUCUUGUACCCCCCGGAACUGUUCAUCAAGUCUGGGAGCACAACCUCACCUUCUCUCAACGGCCAACGCCCGAGUCGGAGGCCGCUUGGGACUCGCUCAUACCGGUUGGCCGUGGAUUCGUACAUCACCCUCAACUAGCCCCGUUCGUGGCCAACAUUGCAGUUUUUCAUCAACUUCACUGCCUGCAUGCUAUCCGCGUUGCAUAUUAUACAAUUCAUAAUGACACUUCCAUUGAUGAUGGCCACCUGCGACACUGCUUUGACUACCUCCGCCAGGCUCUGAUGUGCGCGGCCGACACUAAUCUCGAGCAUGUCAAUCGCGAGACACGUAUCACUACUGGCUGGGGGUCAGACAAGUUGUGUCGUGACUACGGGCAGGUGGUUGACUGGGCGGUGCAAUGGGCGAAUUCCUCCGAUACGGGGAUCAUGAAUCUACUAGAAAUGUCUUCUGCUCACCGCGUUCCGUUGAUCAUCCAUGGGGAGGAGGAGGCCGGCGAGAGUGCCUUCGAUGUAAUCAGCCCCUAUACAAACAAGACCUGUUGGACAGCAGCAUCUGCAACCCCAACAGAUGCCAUUCGCGCCAUCGAGUCUUCCGAGCGCGCAUUCCCAGCGUGGUCAAGCACCAAGCCUACCGUGAGACGAGAUAUUCUGCUCAAGGCUGCUGAUAUUCUCGAGUCGCGCCUCGAGCAAAAUGCCGAGUUUAUGAGAGUAGAGAUGGGCGCUGAUGUUGCUUCUUCUACCGGCUUUGUUGCCCCGCUGGGCAUUAAAAUGCUGCGUGAUAUUGCUUGUCGCAUUACUUCUGUCUGUGGCCAUGUUCCAGUGGUCGAAGCAGAGGGCCAAAGUGCAAUCGUGUACCGAGAGCCGAUGGGCGUGAUCCUGGGUAUAGUUCCUUGGAAUGCUCCAUAUGUGUUUGCAAUCCGCGCGGCCGCGUGCGCUCUAGCAGGAGGGAAUACCACUGUCAUCAAGUCGUCCGAGCAGACGCCUCGCUGCUAUUAUGCCGUGGCACGCGCCUUUCUCGACGCCGGCCUGCCUGCUGGGUGCUUUAAUCUGGUUUCAACGCGGCCUCAAGAUGCGCUUGUCGUUGUCAAUACCAUGAUCGAACAUCCAGCGAUUCGCAAGGUCAAUUUCACCGGUAGCACGGCGGUUGGUCGAAAGGUGGCAGCCUUGUGUGGACAGAAUCUUAAGCCGUGCUUGAUGGAGCUCGGGGGCAAAAAUAACGCUAUUGUGUGCGAAGAUGCCAAUCUUGAGACCGCGGCGUUAGCUGUCUUGAUGGGUGCUUUUAUCAAUUCGGGGCAAAUCUGCAUGUCGACGGAUCGCAUUAUACUGAACUCUGCCAUUGCCCAAGACUUCAACAUCAUCUUCAAAAAGAUGUUUGACGGAUUUUUUUCCGAACUAGCGCCGACGAUCGUCAGUAUGGCCGCGAAGAAACGAGUCAGUGCUCUGAUAUGCGACGCCCUCUCGGCAGGCGCAGAAGUUGCCCAUGGAGUGUUCAAUGGCGAUAUCGAGUCCGACCCGGCCAGCGUGCGCAUGCCGCCCGUGGUCCUGGGAAAUGUCAACGAAAGUAUGCGCGCGUGGCAAGAAGAAUCAUUUGCUUCGUUCGCGGCAUACAUGGUAGUCGACAGCGACGACGAAGCGAUUCGCCUGGCCAAUGCAGGUGGCUAUGGUCUGUCUGCGGCUGUUUUCACGGAGGAUCUUCGCAAAGGGCUGGCAAUGGCCAAGAAAAUCCAGUCAGGCGCCGUGCACAUCAACAGCAUGACGGUCCAUGAUGAACCAGCCCUUCCACAUGGCGGAGUGAAGAAUAGCGGAUGGGGCCGUUUUAACACGGAGGAAGGCGUGAAGGAGUUUUUGGCGACGAAGAGCGUCACCUGGAUGGAUUGA
Talaromyces atroroseus is the source of this 2106-nucleotide messenger RNA. RefSeq lists its product as hypothetical. Gene Ontology annotation, molecular function: succinate-semialdehyde dehydrogenase (NAD+) activity. Gene Ontology annotation, biological process: mycotoxin biosynthetic process. The transcript has 7 exons. Bases 1 to 2106 code for a protein of 701 amino acids. The record is from RefSeq and is a predicted model, not a curated record. NCBI's taxonomy places the organism in Eukaryota, Fungi, Ascomycota, Eurotiomycetes, Eurotiales, Trichocomaceae.